AUGGAUCUGGGAGAAAGGGAGCGGCCAUCUCGAGGGGUCAAGGUGGGGCAGGGGUUUUUGAGUCUGUUUGCCCACAAAAAAGAUGAAGAAAAUGGGGAAGACUGGCCGUGUCAGCGGGAUGUAUGUGGUGCCAAGGAGCUGGCAUUCCUAUUGGAGCCCAGCGACGUCAUCGCUGUGCGGGAUCGACCGCUGAUGCUGGACUGCCGGGUGGAGGGCGAGGGUACCAUCUCGAUCACGUGGCGCAGGAACGGGGUACCCGUGGUUGUGGAGGAGCGGGUACAGGUGCUGCCCAACGGGACCCUCUUCAUUCAGAGCUUCCAGAAACGACUAGAGAGAGGCGGAAGUGAGACGGACGUUGGAGAGUACGACUGCGCCGCCCAGAACCGCUUUGGCAUGCUGGUCAGCCGCAAGGCCCGGGUUCAGCUUGCAUUUCUCCCUAAGUUCCAUACCCACCCAGAGUCUAUGUCAGUGGACGAUGGCGGUGUGGCUCGCUUCAAGUGCCAGGUCAACAGUGUGCCUGAGGCCAACAUCACCUGGGAGAGGGACAGAAACCCACUCAGUACCACCGACAACAGGUACACUCUCCUGCCCAUGGGUAUCCUCCAGGUGACUGGUGUGAGGCGGAUCGACGCCGGGGUGUACCGUUGUGUGGCCUCCAACAUCGCCAACACACGCUUCAGCCACGAGGCUGUGCUCAAUGUGACCGGUGGGGCUUCCAGGAUCUACAAGGAGCCAGUUAUCCUCUCUGGGCCCCAGAACCUGACCAUCACUGUCCACCAGACAGCCAUUUUGGAGUGCAUCGCCACAGGGAAUCCCCGGCCCAUCGUGUCUUGGAGCAGGCUGGAUGGGCGCUCCAUCGGGGUGGAGGGCAUCCAGGUGUUGGGCACUGGAAACCUGAUGAUCUCGGACGUGUCGCUGGAGCACUCAGGGGUGUACGUGUGCGCCGCCAACCGCCCCGGGACCAGGAUGAGGCGUACCGCACUGGGAAGACUGGUGGUUCAAGCUCCCCCUGAGUUCAUGCAGUGGCCGCAGUCUGUCUCGAAACCAGCGGGGGGCAGUGCUGUAUUCACCUGUGUGGCCCAGGGGGUCCCUGAGCCUCACCUCAUCUGGCUGAAGAAUGGCAAGAUCCUGAUGCCCAGCGACAACGUCAAACUCACCAACAACAACAGCACCCUGGCCAUGACGCGCAUCACCUCGGAGGACGAGGCCAUCUACCAGUGCAUCGCUGAGAACAUGGCAGGCACCAACCAGGCUAGCGCCCGUCUGGCUGUGUCCCUGGCCAAGGAUCUGCCCGACUCCCCCCAGGGCCUCACGGCCACAGCCCUCUCCCCCAGGGCCCUGCAGCUCACCUGGAUCCAACCGCCAGCCGAGAUCACCGACGGCAUAAUCGGCUAUGUGCUCCACAGCCGCAAGAUCGGAGAGCCGGACAACAGAGAGCUGCAGGAGGCAGUCAGUAAAACCACCUUCCAGCACAACUUUAUCAACCUGGAGCCAGCCACCACCUACUCCAUCUACCUCAAGGCCUACUCCCCACUGGGCGCCAGCCAGCAGUCCAGCACUGUGGUGGCUACAACACUAGGGGGCGUGCCCACUCCCCCUACCUUCUUCACCAAGGUGGUGAACUCCACUGCGGUCCAGGUGCUAUGGGAGCUCCCCAGCAAGCCUGGCAAGGCAGAGGGCUUCAGGCUCACCUACCGCAGGGUCCCGCACACCAACUUCCAAGAGCCAGUUCAGUUCCCCUGCCAUGUCAAUGCCCACACCAUCUCCCGUCUUGAAACCGGAGCGGUGUAUGAAGUCAAUCUAGUGGCCUAUAACGGGAACGGCGAGAGCGGUUGCUCCAAGAGGCUGGUGUCACUGACAGAAGAGGGCACCAACGCCAAAACCGGCGGUGGGGAGAACCAGUGUAACUGUAUACAGGAUGGCGAGGGCUCGAUGGGCGGUAUCGUGGUUGGCAUUCAUAUUAGCAUGGCCUGCAUCAUCUUCUGUGUGCUCUUCCUCAUGUUUGGAUACCGUCGCAGUAAAGGGACUCAGGACAGCUGGUCUGUGCCAAGGGGGGAGGACCGGGGACACCUGGGACAAAACGGGAUCCCCAAAGAGGGGGUCACUCGUCCGGCAGAAGUCGCCCUCAAGUUAGUGCCUCAGAGUCGUGACUCCACAUCUCAGGGAGGGGCUCUGGUGCGUCCAGCCCAAUGCCAGGUCCUCAUCGAGCAGCACUUGUCUGGUCUGCCUGGGACGGGCACUGGCUAA
Oncorhynchus gorbuscha (pink salmon) is the source of this 2247-nucleotide messenger RNA. Its product is annotated as immunoglobulin superfamily DCC subclass member 3-like. Gene Ontology annotation, molecular function: protein binding. The record is from RefSeq and is a predicted model, not a curated record. Gene Ontology annotation, biological process: cell-cell adhesion; axon guidance. The transcript is spliced from 15 exons. The coding region runs from base 1 to 2247 and encodes 748 amino acids. Gene Ontology annotation, cellular component: plasma membrane; axon. Lineage: Eukaryota; Metazoa; Chordata; Actinopteri; Salmoniformes; Salmonidae.